Corythoichthys intestinalis (scribbled pipefish) is the source of this 6763-nucleotide messenger RNA. Its product is annotated as pleckstrin homology domain-containing family G member 1. The coding region runs from base 339 to 5090 and encodes 1583 amino acids. The record is from RefSeq and is a predicted model, not a curated record. Gene Ontology annotation, biological process: intracellular signal transduction. The transcript has 17 exons. Lineage: Eukaryota; Metazoa; Chordata; Actinopteri; Syngnathiformes; Syngnathidae. Gene Ontology annotation, molecular function: small GTPase binding; guanyl-nucleotide exchange factor activity.
AGCAGGGAAGGAGCAGAGGCCAUUCACACACUGAAACACACAUGCAUUCAAAGCCACUCGGGAACACUUUUAGACACACUCGUGCGUGCGGUGGAUGUGUUGCCACAGGAGGGAAGGAUGAAGAGCGGAGCGAGGAAGGGAUCCCCCUCAAAAUUGCACUGAACCAAAGGACACAGUAGCCAGUCAGUGUAUGUAUGACUCCACAGGUUUGCUCCCGGGAGAAGGGAUUCACUAUGAAAGGAAGAAUGCUGGACUUAUGAGGCUGGAAAUACUUCUCGGAAUACUCGGACUAUGUGAACUACUUCACUAGAUUGCUUUUAGAACUUUUAUUUGUCAUCAUGCCGACUGACGACUACAGUUAUCUACCAGAUGCAUUGCCACCUGUACCUGAAAUCCCGGACUCUGGCUCGGUCCUGAGCUCCAGCGACAUCCCCAACCGUUGCCUCCGCAACACGGCUUUCCGUUACGCCUCUUUGCGCUACUGCUCAGCCCACAGCAUGGACUCUUCUCUUGAUAGUGCCGAAAGACCAGUCAGCUACAGCUCCACUUCUUCCUCUGCUUCCUCCCGGGACAGUCACUGCUCACUGGGCAGCCGCUCCACCCUCGUCCACACCCCUCACUGUAACCCUGUGAACUCCGACCAGGACUCCGGAGCUAUACGUUUAGAACUGGUUCCCGCCCGGCAGCUGGGAUGUAGCGAGGAGGUCCCCAGGGAUGAUGGAGGGAUGGAAACAGGAAGACAGGCAGGGACGAAGGGCACUGAACAGACGCCGACUGAUCACUCAGAACCGGAGCUGGAUCUGGAGAGGGGUAUAGAAAGGAUCAGUCAGGUGCAAGGACCUCGGACGUAUGUAGACCGUGUGGUGCAGGAGAUACUGGACACAGAGAGAACCUACGUACAGGACCUGAGGAGCAUUGUAGAAGACUACAUGGAGAGUAUCAACAACCAGGCUUUGCUGGGUUUAAGCUCUGAGGAUAAAGGCUCUCUAUUUGGAAACAUCAAAGACAUCUACCACUUCAACAGAGAUUUGCUUCACCACCUGGAAAAGUGCAAUGCGGACCCUGUGGCCAUCGCUGAAUGCUUCGUAUCAAAGAGUGAAGAAUUCCAUAUAUACACCCAGUACUGUACCAACUACCCAAGGUCGGUGGCUGUGCUCACCGAGUGCAUGAGGAACAAGGCGUUGGCCAAGUUUUUCCGCGAGCGCCAAGAAUCUCUGCGCCACUCCUUGCCUCUGGGCUCCUACCUGCUGAAGCCCGUGCAGAGGAUCCUCAAGUACCAUCUGCUGCUUCAUGAGAUAGCCAACCAUAUGGAGAAGGACACAGAGACAUAUGAAGUUGUGCAGGAAGCCAUAGAUACCAUGCAGCGGGUGGCCUGGCAUAUUAACGACAUGAAGAGGAAGCAUGAACAUGCUGUUAGAUUGCAGGAAAUCCAGAGCUUGCUGACCAACUGGAAAGGUCCAGAUCUGAUCGGCUAUGGAGAGCUGGUCCUCGAAGGAACGUUUCGUCUGCAGCGAGCCAAGAAUGAGAGAACGCUUUUCCUUUUUGACAAGCUUCUGCUGAUCACGAAGAAGCGAGAAGAAACCUUCACGUACAAGGCUCACAUCUUGUGCUGCAACCUAAUGCUUGUGGAAGUCAUCCCUAAAGAGCCGCUCAGUUUCAGUGUGUUUCACUACAAGAACCCCAAACUACAGCACACUGUCCAGGCCAAGUCCCAGCAAGAUAAACGCAUGUGGAUCCUACACCUCAAGAGACUCAUACUUGAAAAUCACCCUGCCAAAAUCCCUGCCAAGGCCAAGCAAGCCAUCCUGGAGAUGGAUGCAAUGCACCAUCCUGGAUUUCACUACAGCCCUGAUAGUGACAAGAAGGAUUCCCCACAGACCAAAGAAGGACCCACUCCUCGUAGAGGCCGCAGAAAAGAACCGCUCUCAAAAUUACUAAAGAAUGCCAAGCAGAAUGCAGCCAACAGCGAUGGAGAAAAGCGGACAAGUCUAGGUGCAACCCUACUCUCUCCGGUGUCCCAGCUGGCUCUGGGCACAAUAGGCCGAAGCCGCAGUCUCAUCAACCAAUCACAGGAGUCUUUGGACCCCAGUGACCACUACGACCACAGCGAUAGAGAGGAAGGGGAGGAGCCACACCAACAAGAUGCUGACGAUGAGGACGAUAGUGGCCUAACUGGUGGAAAGAGGUUGCGAGUCCCAGGCAAAAGCAGUCGGAAGAGACUGAACCCUCAAGCAUCUGUGGACAGUAUAGAACAGUGGAAAACCUUCAACAUGAGUCCUUCAGAUCUUCAGAGAGCCAGAGAAUCCUUUGUAAGGGACGGUAGUCGCCAUCCGCCACUCCGCAGGACAUCUCGUGUGACAGAAGAACCUCCAGAGUCCCCGAUCCCAUCUGUAGUUGUGACAGACAGUGAUCAUUCUGUCCGAAACAUCUGGGCAGAUCAUCGUGCUCGCAGGGCCAUGUUCCCUACCAGACAGCGAACCACGCAGCCCGAUGAUGACGAUGAGGACAUCUAUCAGAUGUUUGUCCCCACAGAGCCAAGUGGGCCAGAACCAGAGCCGCUUUCUGAAAAUUCAGAAGCCCCGUCGUCUCCAAGGACGGGCCGGCCUUGCAGCUGGCAUGUGGAGCAGCUCCCCUCUGUCCAGGUUGAACCACCAUCCAGUGACAGCAGGGUUCUACGAAGGGCGAGCAGCGUAGGCGAGAAUGCCACAGAGGCUCACAAAAAGACGGACGAUGUCCAGGCUUGUGGCAACCUGGAAGUGAUAAAUACAGAGUCCUCCAGCAAUGAAAUAUCAGGAUCCUCAUCUGCCGAGCAUCUGACGAUGGACGAUAUUGAAAAUGUAUACGACAACAUCAGCUAUGAAGACCUCAAGAGAAUGGGCUUGAUCAGAAGGGAUUCUGAGGAAUGCCAUCCAUGGAAAGAACCUUAUUCAAAUGCACAGGGUUCCCACAGCCAAGCAGCUAAGACAUCAAGUAUUCCAGAUGACUCUAACGUCUCAGAGUCUAUCAUUAAACUAGACAGUGCCUCCACUGUAAACAACCAGUCUUCCACUCAGAAAGGAAGACCAGUGGAGACUCCUGAGCUCAAGAAAGUAGAGGAGAACAUCUACGACACCAUUUGUUUUAGGGAUCCUCCAUCUACAGAUGUACAGCGAACAAAUGCAGAUAAUAAAUCGAAUCCCAAAAGAGAAAUUUUAAUGGCUUCUGAGCAAGACCUUACUGGAAGUUUUAGAGAAUUUGUAUCACAGGAGAGCCUUCACUUUGGCGAUUCCCCCCAUCCCAUCCUAUGUUCCUCAGAGCCAGAGUACUCCUCUUCAUCUGCUUCAUUGGCCUCCCAACAAUCACAGAAAGGUGAUAAAAUGUCAGAGCACGUUGAUGAGCUCUGGAAUGACUUGGAGAACUACAUAAAGAAAAAUGAAAAGAAAGCUGACCGACUGCCAGCAGCCUUCCCAGUAAGUGCCAGUGAAUCAACCAAGCAGACAGCCUCAGUCAAAGGUAGUCCCACAAAAAAGCCUCCUGUGGCAAGUCAUCCCACGAAGAGUACCUCUACACACCUGCCUAAACACCCUCUUGUGCAUUCGUCACAAUCCUUAAGCAUCCCAUACAUCAACCUCCCUGACCUUCAAAGUGACGAAACCAUCGAAGACGAAAGUCAUAAUCCUGUUACUGUAUCCCAACCAGCUAUGCCAGAACCCGCGCUUGGCACAGUGAAGAGCAUGCGUAACAGACUGGCCCGCCUCAGCAGUGGUAGCUUCCGACUAGAGGACGACGACCUUGUGGAACUUCCUCCAAAACUCCCUCCACAAAGAGAGAGUGCCAUCAAGGAUAUCCAUAAUUUGUUCCCUGGACAAUUGGCAGGUAUGGACUCACCAAUUGCCUCUUCCUCUCUCCUGCUGGGAGAGUCAGUAGACUUUCCUCUGGAACUUAUGGACAAAACAAAGAGUCGUGUCUUUUUGAUGGCACGGCAAUACAGCCAGAAGAUAAAGAAAGCCAACCAGCUGCUGCGUAUGAGAAGCAUGGAUCCUGGAGACUCUUGUAAUCGUGCAAGGACUGACAGAAGGCAGAAAGAUCUGGCUGCCAUCUUGGAGGAAAAAAAGCAGGGUGGAGCUGCUAUAGGUGCUAGGAUAGCCGAGUAUUCCCAGCUUUAUGACCACGUCGUGUUCAAGGAUUCUUCUGGGUCCAUACACCACUCUCAUCCAGGUCUUCCCUCUUCUCCGUCCUUGCCUGAAACCUCCCUGGAGGAGGAAUGGCUCCAUUCCACCUAUAGCAAUGGCGAACUCUCCAACUUCAUUUCCUCGGCCGGCGACUUGCGCGAUGCGCGGACGUCUUCUACACCUCAGCGCAGACUUACGUCUUCCUGCUCCAUCCCAUCUCUCAAGACCCCCAAGGCCUCACCAAGUAGUCCCCCAUCCCAGAGAUGGAGCUCCUGCAUAUCUGCUCCUAGCGAGAAAGAGGAGCAUGUCUACAGUACCAUCAAGAGACAUCCUUCCUUAAACGCACAGUCCUCCCCAUCUAGGAACUGUCAGUCGGCCAGCUCUCUGAAUUGCCAGCAGCCAGACAAAAACAACCUGUCAGCACUAAAAAGUGAUGGAUCUACUGUGAAUGGUUCCAAAGAAAGACUCCACGGUCCCAGUUUGGCCAGUGUCGGCCGGCAGAGUAGCCUUCCAGAGCGGUCUACCCAAGGAGAGUCGGAUCUCACCUUACACGACGGCCAGCAAGUGGUUGUCCUGAACAGAGCAUCAGCCCUGAGCUUCCUCGCCGCCACCCAGAACUACUUUGCCAACUUUAAGGACAACGGCGAGGAUGACGACGACUACGUGGAGAUCCGCUCGGAAGACGAAGCGGAACCACAGCGGGGAAGGGCAGCCCAAACAAAUUGCAGCUCAGUGGCCGGUUUUAACUACCAAAACCGAGGUCUCAUCCAUACGAGGAGUUUACCCUGCACGCCUGUGCACUCUAACAACACACUGAGAUCCCUGGAACACGAGCAUCUGGAGAAGUACCUAUGGAGUGAACCACAGCAAAAUCAGCCAAACAUCGUCCAAUCUCUAAGGGAAAAAUUCCAGUGUCUGAGCUCUAGUAGUUUUGCCUAAGUUGACUUCAAAACCAAAAGCUAAAUAUAUAUUAACACACUACUUCCAUGCAAAUUAGACCUAAAGGGAUCCUGCUACUUCUACAACUACUCAAACACAGUUUAAAAGGGAAUAUAACACAAAGUUCUACUUAAGCCAAAACUGGCAUUUUUUAACGCCUAACAUAUGUAAAUACCUAGUAUAUUUUAUGUGCAAGGCUUCAAAGUAAAAUGCAUAGGUUGUUAACGGUGAACAAUGGCGCUUUGAAUUGUGCAUGCAAGCUGCCUUAGCACUUCCAGUCUUAUGAAGUAAUCAAACUACGAGUGGGUGUUUUCUUCCACUGGGGUCUAGUGACAAUCCACUUGUAACAUCUGUAACUGAUUAUUCACAGUAGAAUGCAAUCAGGGGCUCAACCGGACAAGAUCUGAUGACUUUUGGAGGACCUUGUCAGGUGAACCUCAUAUUUUAAUUCACGUUUUCAGCACCUAGCCUGCAACGCUAAUGUUUACAAUUGUGCUUACAGCAUUAAACGCGCUUUCCAAAUGUUCAUGUUUGCAAACUGGCACUUUGCACUCACAUGUAUCUUGCAAAUAAAUAUAACACAAAUAAAACAGGAUAACAUGUUGGCAAUUACAACUCGACCCUAUUAGUCUCUUCACCAACUUUAUCAGCAUUUAAUAUGCUUUAAGACAAGAACCCUACUGGUAAUAAUCAUUAUAAAUAAGAAACUUGAGGAUUCAUAUUUAUUUUAAACAUGAGCAAAUGUUGUAUCUGAAAUGUAUGCAUCUCAAUGUCUCAUCUCGUGGAUUUUCGUAUUACAGCAUGUAUUCUGGGACCAUGAUGGCUAGCAUUGAGUGGUGUUGAUUUGAAGACUGGUUUUCUAUAUUAGGGAUGGACAAUAGCAAAGUUAAAACUACAUCCAAGCAAAUCUAGUAUUUCCAUUUCUAUAGAAACAGGAGUUCAGAAUCUUUAACUAACAACCAGUUAUCAAAUGGAAUGUGAGUGAUUUUUACAAAUAAUGUAUCACACUACUGAUUAGACAGUAUAUCCAUUCUUUUAGGGAGGUGUUGAUAAAAGGUUUUUAACAGUGUAGUUUAUACAGCAGCAACUUUAAUACAGACUACUCAAACCAUUUUAUUUAUUCAAAAACAUCUCUAUAGUCUUUUUUGACUAAUCAUGCAAGGGCAGGUCCAUUACAGGUUGUAAAUGAAAGACUAAUGUAUUUAUUGAAAGAUUAUUCUGACAUUUGGGGGUGUUUGUUCACCAAAUUCAAGUCAAAUGCUGUGAAUUGGUAGUUUUUUUGUUUCUAAAUCAUGCACUGCUUGAUGCAAGAUCCAAAUGUUAAGUCAAAAAGCACAACGAUAAGGUCUACUGUUCAUAUCAAGACACAUGCAUGAAAAAAACACAUUCGUAAUAUGAAGUAUGUUUUGUUUCAUUGUACACGUUUGUCCUCUGCUUCACCGGUGGGGUUUAAUCAGUCUCAUUGACUCCUUUUAUUUUUUUGCACUUUUCUUCAAACGUCUACUUUGUAAACACUUUGUAAAGAUGUACAUUUUAGGAAAGUUAUUCUUGUAUGACAUAGUAUGCUUUACAAUGCUUUAAUGUUUAGGUCACGUGUACUGUAUUUUUUUAACGGCCUAGUUGUCAUUGCUCAACAAAAAUGUAUUGGAGGUAAUAAAUUUCAGCCUAAACUA